AUUUGAACCCAUCGUUAGCCCUACCACCGUGCCCGCCCGCUAUAAUGCUAUUACUUUGAAAGGGCUCGACGGGAACCACAUCCCUACAUUUCGGUGCCUUGACGCAAGUCUCAGUUUAGGUCACGCUGCCAUCUCGCCGGAUGUUUUCGCGUCGACGGUGUGUCACGGAGCCUUUCCGCCGAGACACUUUGUUCUAAACCUCCACGGAUGGCCCCGACACCGGCCCGAUGAGUCGAGCCCUGUGACUGGCCCGCAGUCUGGGGGGGGGGCCCCGAGCGCUUGAUGUGUGCGACGGACCCAUGGGCCUGAAGGACCAUGCUGCAGGCAACCAAGCAGGCCUCAUCCACGACCUGGGGCUGGAGUUGGAGUACCUCCACAUAGAAGGGGUCGACCGCCAGACUGGCUGCGCCGAUACGGGACUCCCCGCCAUGGAGGAGCCGGGGCAGAGCCGGGCCGCCCCCCCCGGACCCCCCUCGGGGCCCCCCACCGGGGAGCCGGAAGGCUCGGACACGGAGCUGGGCGUCGCCGGUAUCGCCGCGGAAACGGCCGACCCCGAGGCCGCCGUCGCCGCCGGCGCGGAGAAACCCAACGAGGGCGGGGAGGGGGCGUCGCCCCACGCCAAGGCCGCCCACCAGCCCCUCUGUCGGGCGCAGUGCGUGGACCUGGGGACCGAGGGGCCCCCAGAACCGCCUCCAGGACCUUCUGAACACGACGCCCCUGAUCCCCCCGUCGCCCCUGACCCCCCUGUCGCUCCGCCCUGCAUCGAGCCCCCCCGGGCGGAGACGGAGCCGGACGAGCCCCCCGCCGGUGGGACGGGGGCGAAGGAGUACCAGGCCAAGCUGGACUUCUCCCUGAAGCUGGGCUACCCCGAGGAGACGGUGCGGCUGGUGCUGUCCAAGCUGGGCCCCGACACGCUCAUCAACGACAUACUGGGCGAGCUGGUCAAACUGGGGAGCCGGUCGGAGGCGGAGCCAGCCCCCGGGACGGCGGCGGCGGCGGCGGCCUCCGCCUGCUCCUCGCUCUCCUCCUCGUCGUCGUCCUACGCCUGCUCUGAUUCGCUGGAGGGCGGGAGGGCGGAGUCCCCCGGUCUGUCGGAGGGCCUGGGUGACCAUGACAACCUGAGGCCCGUGGUGGUGGACGGGAGCAACGUGGCCAUGAGCCACGGCAACAAGGAAGUGUUCUCCUGCCGUGGCAUCCAGCUGGCGGUGGAUUGGUUCCUGGAGCGCGGCCACCACGACGUCACGGUGUUCGUACCGGCGUGGAGGAAGGAGCAGUCCCGCCCCGACGCCCCCAUCACAGACCAGGACAUCCUGCGGCGGCUGGAGAAGGAGAAGAUCCUGGUGUUCACGCCGUCGCGUCGCGUGCAGGGCCGGCGCGUGGUCUGCUACGACGACCGCUUCAUCGUCAAGCUGGCGUACGAGUCGGACGGCGUCAUCGUCUCCAACGACAACUACCGCGACCUGGCCAACGAGAAGCCCGAGUGGAAGAAGUUCAUCGACGAGCGUCUGCUCAUGUACUCCUUCGUCAACGACAAGUUCAUGCCUCCAGACGACCCUUUGGGUCGCCACGGGCCGAGCCUGGACAACUUCCUGAGGACCAGACCCAUCAUGCCCGAGCAGAAGAAACAGCCCUGCCCCUACGGUAAGAAGUGCACGUACGGCCACAAGUGUAAGUACUACCACCCGGAGCGCAGCGCCCAGCCGCAGCGCGCCGUGGCCGACGAACUCCGGGCCAGCGCCAAGACCUGCGCCCUGCCCGCCCGGGGCGGCCCGCCCGGAGACGCCGGCCUGGUCAAGAGCCACAGCGUGCCGGCGGGGGUCCUGGAGGCCAAGAAGGGGGCCCCCAAGAGGCAGUCGGACCCCAGCGUGCGCGCCUUCUCCUACAGCGACGCCGAGGAGCGCCUGCUGCUCGCCAAGGGCCGCGUCGAGGCCGGGAGGGGUGGGGGCGGGGUCGGCCGGGCCCUCGCCAUGUCGCCGGCCCCCGGGGGCCCCCCGCCGCAGGAGCCGGCGUCCCGGGCCCCCACCCCUCACGGCUGCCCGGGCCCCUGCGCCGAGCUGUACCCCCACUGCGAGUCCCCGGACCUCAGCUACUACUCGGUGACGCGCUCCUACGCCGGCCUGGCGCUCUCGUCCCGCCGCAGCCCCGACUGCCGUUACCCCGGCGACCAGGAGCCGCGGCUGGGCUCGGCGGGCUCCGAGUGCGGCAGCGAGAGUGGCGUGAGCUGCGGCAGCAGCUGCGACUCGGCGUACGGCGAGCGCGCCUGCCCCGCCUCCUUCGCCCCCGAGGCAGCCCCGCCCCCGGAGGAGGCGGGGCUGCUCUACGGCGGCGGCGGCCACCGGCUGUACUCGUGCCCGCCGCACCACCACGGCGGCGGCCACGAGUACGCCCCGCCGCACCACGGCGGCCACGGCCACGGCUACCACCUGGGCCGCGGGCCGGGCUGCGGGCACGAGCAGCAGGCCCCGCCCCCGACGGCGCCGCAGGACGGCCUGGCCCCGCCCCCCAAGCGGCCGCUGUACCCCCUGCCGCCCCACCUGCAGCACCAGCCGCUGACGGCCCGCUCCAGUUGCCCCGGCGACUACCACACCCUCCCCCAGAGUAGCCCCCACGCCCCGGGCUCGCCGCUGGGCCGUUGCCUAGCGCCCACGCGCGCCGAGAGCGCCUCGGACUCGCGGCUCUACGAGCACCUCUCGGCCGCCGCCCACCAGCACCAUCACCCCCACCCCCACCACCACCACCCCCCGCCUCCGCUGCCACCCCCGCCCCGGCAGAAGCCCCCGUCAGGCUGGGAGUCGUACUACAGGCACGCCGCCUCGCUCCCGCCGCCGCUGCCGCCCGCCUCGCGCUACGAGCCCUCGGCCUAUCAGAGCCUCCCGGACACGCGGCAGUCGUCGUGGCACGCCGCCCCCCCUUGGGGACAGGACGGCUACGGCCAGCAGCAGCAGCACCACCACCACCACCAGCACCACCACCACUCCCACCCGGGCCUGCACUCCUCCUCGCCCCCCCACUACUUGAACCCCCUGCCUCCGCCCUCGCCCUCCCACUCCCCCCGCCUCUCCGGCUUGGCCCCGCCCCUCUACCCCCCGCCCCCGCCGUCGUCGUCCUCCUCCUCCUCCUCGCCCGCGCCCUCCCCCUACGCCCCCGCCCACGGGGGGCCGGACUCGCCGGCGCACGGCGGUCGCCACGACGAUGCCCGGGAGAAGGCCUACUUCAACCUGUGCAACAUCUUCCCGCCGGAGCUGGUGCGGCGCGCCAUGGGCCGCCACCCCCACGUCAGCGACCCCCAACAGCUGGCGGCCGCCAUCUUGGCCGAGAAGGCCCAGACGGGCUACUGAAGGACGUGUGCGUCUCGUUGCCGUGGCGAAGAGCCUUCCCUCGUUUGGGUUAUCGCCCCCGGGGGGGGGGGAAGGAAGGGUCGUUCCGACAACUGGAGGGUUUCGGUACGGAGCUCUAGCGUCGGAAGAAUUAUUUUUGUAUUCGGUUUUGUUUUCUUUUUUCGGGAUGAUUUAUGAGUUAAUGAUACUUGUCGUACAAGUAUCUGCGUGUCGGGAAGGAGAAAAAAAAAGUGGGGGAUUUUUCGCCACAAAUGUGUUGUUGAUUUUUUGGGUUGAUUUGUUCUUUUUCAAUUGAACCGUCUGUAAAAAACGGCAAUGCACGAAACACUUCCGAUAUUAGCUCAGAGAGCUAGUAUUGUGUUGAUUCAUUGUUUGAGACUGGUUUUGUUUAAAGGUUAAUUUUUUGUUGUUGUUUUGAACUUUUACUUGAUUCUGCAACAAAAUCUUCAUUAUUUUAAAUCAAUUCGUUUUUUCUCUGCCGCAUAAGUCGAGAACUACACUGAUUGUUAACGCCGUGUUUCGGAUCACACACGCAAGCACCGCCCACCCUGGAGGUUAAACCGGUUAAAACAAACUCCUCCGUUCUCUGGGUGUGCCCCUGGAUGACGGCCCUUUUCCCAUCAGGGAGUUUGUAAUCGUAAAAUCAUGCGUCGUGCCGUUCGUUAAAAAUCUAGAACGAGAUUCCCGUCUUGUGCGUGACUGUCUAGCCCCUGACCGCCCUUGUCCGUGAUUAGCAGGUGUCUGGUUCGAAUUUCAGGACUCGGGAGACGUUCGUUCUCCGGUCUCCGUCGUGAAGAGUCAGAGAUGGGUGGCACCACGUCCUGUGUACCUUAGUUUUAGUAAGGGACAUCUCUCCCCAUAUACCCCCCUCAUCCACCCCCAUCUCUCUCCGUCUGCGGGGCCCUUUGAGUAUCGGGUCUGAGCUCGUUGCUCUUGUGGACCGUGAUGUGUAUUUCAGGGUCCGUGGACGCCCAUGUACCUACUGUAAAUAGAAGACGUUAAUAUAUUGAACGGCGCGGCCAGGCGUCUUCUCUUGUCCGUCAGUGUCUUCGAGGUCCCGGGUCGCGGCUCCCGGAAGAAUCCACGCUUUAAAACCCCGCAGCGAAAUGAAGGAAGUAGGGGGGAACCAAAAUCCACUUUGUUUUUGAUACAACUUGUAUCGUAGCGCCGUUGGCGGACAGACUGUUUGCGCGCGCGUCGUUCGUGGGUCGCUGACUGUCGGCGCCUUGCUGCUCUCCGAUCGAGGAGGUCCGCUCUUUAAGCGUGUGGAAGCUGCUGCUGAUGAUGCGUGAUGUUAAAUGAUACGAGGAGGUUGACUACCUGCUAUGUCUGGGUACUGCGGCCUCGUUCUCUGGCUUUGGCUUUGAGAAAGAAAAAAAAUAUCCUAAGCGUAUUUUAACACAAUCACCUCUGAUCUCUCCCCCCCCCUCCCCGCGAAACAUCAGUAUUUCUACUUCCUUCACAUGGUAUUCGAAUCAUUUCAAAUUAAAAGUUCCUCUAAAAUAUGGUAGCCAUUCCUAGUAUUUAUAUGAGGUUAACUUGGAAUUAUUUGGAAAUAUGAGAACAAGUUACACCAUGUGGAGUCACAUUUAGAAACACAUUGGCCAUGAAUUAAUGGACGGCUGUAAAACUAUUUUACUCAAUGAUACGAGUCACUCCCACUUUUAAAGAAUGAAUAUCGUGAUGGAUGACAAUGUUGGAAUCAGUUGAUAAACCUAAUCAGUAGAUUCACUAAAUGCUUGGAUUAGUCGCAAAAGGCCAUCAAACCGACCCUGCCCCGAGGGUUUAACAGUCCGGGUCUCGCCCCCGCCCCAAAGCAAAACCACAGGGAUUUCAACCUGCUACCUCACGGCUCAGGACCUCAAUCCCACCCCCGCCCCCCACCCCCACCCAUGCCAGAUUAUACAAAGUGUGUAAGAUAAUUGAAGCGAGGGAAACCGGGGGAUCUUUUUAGUGUACUGAAGAAGCGCCUUCUCUCUGGGACCCCUGACACCGUGUGUCAGCGCGGGAGCAGAGAGAGGGCCCCAAGUAAUGCCUGUUUGACGGCAUUGUGCUUAUGACACAUCCGAUACUCUGAACUAUGUUCAGCCAACUCUUAUGCAUGUUUUCACCUGUUUUGGUUCAUUUUUCUCUGCAUGUUAAGUUUAUUUUUUUUCUUCUGUUAGGUAACUUGACAAAUUAGACGCGUGUGAGCUUGUCACCUGUCCUCCUCGCACUCCUUGUCACGAUAGGUGUGUGCCCUCGUUAAGGACAGGUGUGUGCCCUCGUUAAGGACAGUUGUGUGCCCUCGUUAAGGGAAGGUGUGCUACUGUUAGGACAGGUGUGUGCCCUCGUUAAGGGAAGGUGUGCUACUGUUAGGACAGGUGUGCUCCUGUUAGGGCAGGUAUGCUCUCCUUGAGUACAGGCGUGGCCUCGUUAAGGACAGGUGCGUGCCCUCGUUAAGGACAGGUGCGUGCCCUCGUUAAGGACAGGUGUGUGCCCUCGUUAAGGACAGGUGUGCUACUGUUAGGGCAGGUAUGCUCUCCUUGAGUACAGGCGUGGCCUCGUUAAGGACAGGUGCGUGCCCUCGUUAAGGACAGGUGUGUGCCCUCGUUAAGGACAGGUGUGCUACUGUUAGGACAGGUGUGCUCCUGUUAGGGCAGGUGUGCUCUCCUUGAGGACAGGCGUGCUCUCAUUAAGGACAGGUGUGUGCCCUCGUUAGGCAAGUUGUGCACCUUGUUUCCCUCGUUAGGACCGAUGUACACCUUGUUACUGCAGGUGUGUGCCCUCGUUAGAACAGAUGCAUAAUCAUGAAAACAUGCAUAGUAAGUGUGUACUUUGCAUGUUGUCACUUCCUUUCAUUUCCGAAUGUUGUAUUUUGUUUUCCUUAUCUUGUAGUAUAUAACUUAACUUAUGUUGUGGGAAACUGAAUUAUUGAAGUUGCCUGGUUUUAAAUUGCAACAUUAAGCAACUUUUAAAGAUCUUGAUCUGGCAUCGACCAAGUUGGAUUGGGCCGAAACUCAUCGUCAGAUCAAUGUCUACAAAGUGACGGCACUUUCCUCAGAUGCCAAUUUAGCAAUCUGCUUUCACAUAGUUAAUUUAUUAGUUCCCUUAAGAAGCAUACGACCCCGGAGCAGAGCAUGUGGUCUUGGAAUGUUUAACACAGAGCUAACUAAUUCACCGACACGAUAAUCCAACCUAUAUUUAGUUAGAUGACACAACGCUUUACGGUCUAGGAAUACUUGUAGAAAAAAGUCAAAACAUCAAAAAAAUGGAUUUGUUUGUUGAAACGCUAUUUAUAGAGGUCCUUUAGAAAAGGCGUAACUAACCAACACUCUUCGUCAUUGUAACUAUUCUCUUCUGUGAUUGUUCAAUAAAGGGAAAUGUAUUGCAUUGUGUGGUCUAGUGUACUUUCCACUGUAUGGUUGAAACCUCACAACACAACUCUAAGAACUCUGGAAAACAAAUAAAAAUGUAUGGUCAAACAUAAACGUUAUAUUUAUACAUGUAUUGAUUCGUAAAGCAAUAGUUGCCAAGAUUGUGAUUUUUCAGGACCCUUGGUUGGUUUUCAACCUUAAAAUGGCGGCAAUCAAAAAAAAUACAGACCAUUCAAGUGUAGCAUAACAAAAUAACAAUGUUUUUAUUUUAUUGCAAAUUUAAAAAACAAACAAAACUUAAAAUGCACUAAUUUCUCGAAAACGCCUCUUUGAACAAUCCUGCCUCCGCUGGCCCAGAAGAGGCAGAUUGAACUUGCAGUUAAAGCGUUGAGAAAAGUGAGGUUAGAUGUGGAAAAAUACUAAAACGGUUUUGCUGUAAUUCCGCCAGAGGAAAUUACCAGAAAGAAAAAAUGUCAACUCCACAGCUCAUCUUAAACUUUGACUCCCUUGCAAAAACCUUAAAUCCUGCAAAUCCAUCGGUUUUAAAAAGAAAAAAAAUGAAAGAAAUAAAUUGUCUGCACGUCCAAAGUUGCGCUCCUAGUUAACCCUCAAAGAGGACUCGAGAGCUUGAGACAAUUCUAGAAUCGUCCAAAGUGGAAGGUUUUAAAACAAACGGAUGCCUCGGGCCUGAACAACUCUGAUUGGCUGACGGGAGUCAGAGCGAACGCAGCCGAUUCGCUUCUCGGUAGCCCUUGUGUGACUGUCAAACAUGCCGUAUGCAUGCGUGUGUUUGCGCCCUCGCUGUAGCAACUUUUGAAACUCGACGUCCCUGGGAGAUCUGAUAAAUAAACGUUAAAUUGACCAACACGCGUCAAGUUUUGAAUGCAACGUCUUUCGCCCC
This is a messenger RNA of Gadus chalcogrammus (walleye pollock), 7595 nucleotides long. Its product is annotated as probable ribonuclease ZC3H12C. Bases 300 to 3338 code for a protein of 1012 amino acids. The record is from RefSeq and is a predicted model, not a curated record. Gene Ontology annotation, molecular function: RNA endonuclease activity; metal ion binding; mRNA binding. Gene Ontology annotation, cellular component: cytoplasmic ribonucleoprotein granule; nucleus. NCBI's taxonomy places the organism in Eukaryota, Metazoa, Chordata, Actinopteri, Gadiformes, Gadidae. The transcript is spliced from 6 exons.